Molecule: messenger RNA, 2418 nt
Organism: Spodoptera litura
Lineage: Eukaryota; Metazoa; Arthropoda; Insecta; Lepidoptera; Noctuidae
Source: RefSeq, a predicted model, not a curated record
CUGUUCAUAUUAUAAAAUUUAAAAAUAUUACAAUCAAGGUUUUUAGUGUGAUGUGUCUUGUGCGCAUGCGUGGUCAAGAUGGCGGGUGUAGAAAGUGAAUCUGUAUUUUUUUUCUUAAUGAAGGUUGCAGGCGAUACAACCAAAACCAAACCGUUACUCUACCACGACGAAGUUUAAAAAAUGCACCCAAAAAACCGACCAAUUAAAUUAAAUAACGCCGUUAAACACAAAACUUCACACCUUUACCGUUUGUAAACUAAAAAGAAACAACUUUAUACAAAAAAAGAAUAAGUUGUUACAAAAAUUAUAGAAUUAUGCCCCUCUUUUGUAGGUAAAUUUGAAUAAAUUAUAAUCACAAUACAUAUACAAAUUGGUUCCCAGGGUAUUUUUGAGUCAUCCUUUAUAACAACGGGUUAAGCUUAACCCUUUCACCGCCUGCAGUUCUCGAUAGAUUUCAAUUAUUAUUAUUAGUGGCUCGAAUUAUCUUCAUUUGUUAGUUGCGCUUGGUAAGAUUUUUGGGUCACCUGUAGCAACUAAGGAUUAUUAUAUUUUUAACUGCGAUUUAUAAUUUGCAAGUCUGCGAGAAAGUUAGUGGGUUGGUUUUUGUUACCUAUCGUGUGGUUGAAUGUUUUUUUUAUAUUUCAAUUUUGAAUUUGAUCACAGUUAGAUGCGUCAUCGCUUAACACACAAGAGAGUGGUCAAACAUCGACCGACAACUAUCGACUUUAAAAAAAAUGCUUGAUUUCUACUGAAUAUUUUUCUCUAAAGAAAGAGAUCACCUUUUUACAAGACAAUGUAAUACCCCGUGUUUUACUAGUUAUGUUUUGGACUUCAGUCAGUGGUAUAAAUAAAAAAAAUACAAUCGAAAAACUCUCAACUAUUCUAAGUAUGCGGCAAUUAAAUCCAAAACCACCAUAUCAGCAAUUGUACCUACAUGUAACUAACCACUUAAUCAAAGAGGCAAUCUAGUCUGUCAUUAGUCUAACCUAAUGUUACAAAUAAUUUUAUUACAUAAUUGAAGCACUGUUUUAAUUUAAAGUUUUAUGUUUUUAUAGAGCAGUGAGCGUUCAAGUAAUGCGGCACGUGGAUUGUCUGUGCAAGCUUUCUUCAACAAGUACUAUGUAUAUUUUGGACUGAAAGAUUUUUCUUACAGAAAGAUUUUAUUUUUUUAUAUUGUUACAUGAUCGUAAAGUUUAUGCAUUAAUUUAUUGCAGAAAAUCUGAAACAUGGCGACUGGCGUGAAGUUUUAUAACGUUGAAUUAAACGAUUUUAUUGCAAGAAAACAGACAACUCACCCUGAGUUGUCUGCAGAAUGGCUUAGAUUAGAAGAACUUUACAACAAAAAAUUAUGGCACCAGCUUACCCUGAAGAUCCAAGAGCUGGUGGAGAAGCCCACCAUGCAGACUGGAGACAACCUGAUCACUUUAUACGCCAAUUUUGUUAGUUAUUUUGAAAAUAAAAUAAACCCUCUCUCCCUGGUGGAGAUCAUAGCUCACGUUGUGAAGCAGUACACCAAUAAGAAGGAAGCCAUCGCCUUCCUGGAGAAGAUUGAAGGCAAAGUCAAGGCUAACGAUGAAGCACUAGCACUCUGCAAGGUCCUCCAAGGCCAGAUAUACCUGGAACAGCUGAAUGACCUGGAUGCCACGGAGAAGAUCAUUGAACAGCUGGAGGGCAGCCUCGAGGAUGCUGACGGUGUCACUCCAGUGCACGGCAGGUUUUACAAGCUCGCUUCUGAGUAUUACAGAGUCCGAGGUCCGAUGGCGAAGUACUACCGGUCAGCGCUGCGCUACGUGGGCUGCGCGGGCGGGGGCGCGGGCCUGGCGCCCGACGAGCGCCGCGCCACCGCGCUCAGGCUCGCGCUCGCCGCCGUCAUCGCACCAAACGUUUAUGAUCUUGGGGAGUUGCUAGCCCACCCAAUCCUGGAAUCCCUGCAAGGCACUCCGGACGCGUGAGCCUGCGAGCUGGUGAAGGCGGUGGCCUCCGGAGACGUCGCACUCUUUGAGAAGGUCCGCGCGUCGGCCCACCAUCCUGAUCUAGCGCGCACUGAUAGACAACUGAGGCAGAAGAUCGCUAUCUUGUGUUUGAUGGAGAUGGCUUUCAACCGCACGUCAGCUCAGCGCAAGUUGACAUUCGCUGAGAUUGCCCGCGAGGCCAGGGUGCCCAUUGAUGAAGUGGAACUGCUGGUCAUGAAGGCACUCGCUGAGAAACUCAUCAGGGGACAUAUUGAUCAGGUGAACAGUACAGCGCACAUAGGCUGGGUCCGUCCGCGCGCGCUGCCCCGGUCGGGCGCGGCGGCGCUGGCCGGCCGCCUCGACGCCUGGUGCGUGGCCGUGGCCGGCGCCGCCGACCUGCUGGCGCGCGCCGCGCCCGACCUGCUCACUGCCUAGCGCGCACCGGGACGGGACUCUGCAUCGCGCC